Clunio marinus is the source of this 2382-nucleotide messenger RNA. The record is from the annotation of a GenBank genome assembly. Lineage: Eukaryota; Metazoa; Arthropoda; Insecta; Diptera; Chironomidae.
GUUUGCUUUAGAACGCCAAUGUGUUAACAUCUUGUUGUUUGCGUUUCGCGAGAAUAAAAUUAUUUUGAAACCAUCGCAAUUAAGCGGAUUUAGAGUUUUUAUAUCUGAUUCGAUGUUUCCAUAAUGUUAAUGUUGAGACUUUUAUUAACUGCUUUAGCGAUAGUGAUUAAAAUAAAUACUGUGAUAAGUUUAAGAAACGAAACUGUUGUAGACCCAUCAAUAUCAUGGUUUUUAAAAUACACGCCACUUGUUGAUUUGACGGAUAUUCCUGAAAUAAAUGCACAGUGUCGUAAUGAUUUUCAAACAUUCUUAAUUGCCAUGGAGAACCUCGAGUUGUGGGCUUUGAAAAUGCAUGACGCAACUGCUAAAAUUCCGAGUGGCAUUUUCAACGGCAACAUGAAUCAAUAUGGCGAUUAUGAUCAGUGUCUAAACACUGUUUCACGUUCUGAAAGCUUUCAAGGAAAAUAUUGCAUUGCUUACCUCCAGCCGCGAUCAAAAAGUGGCGCUAUGAGAGAUCUUCUAAAGCUCGUUCAAUCACACGAGUUCUUUAAAAGCAAUUUCAAUGAUUGUGGUCACAGAACGCCCCGAUUUUCGCAUAUAAAUUGGGCUGUUUGCAUACCUUCAAGUUGUUCUCACGAGGAUCUUGAGCAUGGCAUCAAAGCUUUUCUUAGAAAGUAUUCAGAGAAGUCAGACAUAAUCAUCGAUGUCAAGGUUAAGACGAACAAAAAUGAAUGGUUAAUCGCUUUUUCGGUAACUAAGAAUAUUCAAGAUUUGCUAAAUGUCGAUGAUAAUCCAAAUGAGAUUCAAACAGUUCACGGCAUUCGGUUUUUGAAUGCCAUGGUGUUAAUGUUCACACAUAAAUCUAUGGCAAUACUCUUCAAUCCAUUUAUAAAUCGCACCGAGAUGACAAAGCGAUUGGCUAAUCCAUUCCUGCUUGUUUACGCAUCAGCAGCAUCACUUUACACUGACAUCUUUUUAAUGCUGAGUGGUUUACUUACAACUUACACACUUAUCGGACGAUUGCAAAAAGGUCGGAAGAUCGUCAUUUGGCGUGAAUUACUUGAUCGAUAUGUUCGAAUUGUUCCUUCGAUAAUCUUCCUGAUUCUCUUCUGCACUUAUAUUCUGCCACUCCUUGGCUCGGGUCCAAUGUGGAAUCUUGUUGUGACAUCUCAUUCUGACAUCUGUAAAAAGCAUUGGUGGCGAAAUCUUCUCUUCGUUCAGAAUUGGUUCGGCUACAAUUCAAUUUGUCUAACAAACACGCACCACACUGGAAUUGAUAUGCAACUAUUUAUUGUCGCGAUAUUUCUCACAAUCGGAUUGUGGAGGUGGCCGAAACGGGGAAUUCAAGCAAUUAUUGGUCUUUCGAUUCUUUCAACAAUCGCGAGAUUUUACGUGACAAUCACACAUGAGCUUUCCAUUCAUAUCUUUUUUGGAAUAAGUCUUUCGAAGAUUGCUGAAGUUGCCGAUCGAAUGUACAUUAUCCCACCAUUUCGCUUUACAGUUUAUUCAAUGGGAAUGCUUCUAGGUUACAUUUUGAGAAGGCACAAAGACUCUCAAAUGACGCCAAAGCAAGCAAAGCUUGGAUGGACAUUCGGAUUUCUUGCCUUCUUCAUCACACUUUUCGUGUCAAUUCGAAUGAAUUUUCCCGAUUACAAAUAUAACAGCUUUGAAGCUGCUUUAUAUGCUGCAUUUGCGCCAGCAUCGUGGUGUGUCUUAUCAGCAUGGAUAAUCUUUGCAUCAGAGAAGGGAUGUAACAAUCAAAUUGUGCAACUCUUCAAGAUGAAGAUUCAGAGGAUCUUCACGAAGAUAUCUUACGCAAUUUAUCUCACACAAUUUCCAAUUUUUUUCUACAACGUUGGUAAAGUGCGCAACGCUGAAUACUUUGAAUUCAUCAAGUUGAUGUACAACGUUGAAGAGUUCAGCAGUAUUAUCAUCUGUUCACUGGCAUUGCAUCUGUUUAUUGAAGCACCAUUCAAUAAUGUUCGUAAAAUUAUCUUUGAUAAAAAACCUAUCGCUACCAAAAAGAUUGAUUAAUUGACGCCAUAAACAUUUAAGUUCUUUUUAUUGUGUUUUUAUUUUGUGUUGUUCGCUAAUAAGUUUCUCUCGAGUCAUUUAUGAAAUAAAAUAAAAUGAAAAGAACGCUUUAAAAACGUGAUUCAAUAUUGGAUAUUAAAUCACGUGAGAUUGCACAUCGGUUUUGAUGGAAAAUUAUUAUUAUUGUUUUUUAAAUACAUUUCACCUUCAUAACAAAUAUUUUGAUAAGUUUAUGAGUUGAUUCUUUAGAAUUUAAUAAUUUAUAGAUAAGCAAGAUUAUGUUCAGAAAAAAAAAUCAUUUUAACGCGCAAUAAAUAUUUUUUCAUUGAAAUUCGCAACUACAAAAAA